CCUGGACACUUUUUUUGAAGCUGUGGCCGUGGACACUGCUGGACGCUGAGAAGAAGUCUGCCUGCGUGGACACAACCUGCACCCGAGAGCCGUGGCUGGAUAUGCCACAGGUGGACCGGCGGGAAGCGGCAUGCUGCAGCCCGGCGCGAUGAGCAGGAACCCCCAGGUUGUGAAGAUGUGGCGCUGGAUUUUCACUGUGACUGUCCUGCUGUCGUCUAUAAAACAAGCUAAAGCUCAGGGCAGGUGUAAUAAUGUGCAAGCAGCAGACAUCGUUUUUCUGGUGGACGGGUCUUCCAGUAUCGGUCGAGCCAACUUCCUGCAGGUGAAGGGCUUCAUGGCUGGAAUAGUGAAGCCUUUUGCCAGCUCGGUCAGCGAGUCGGGGAUUCGGUUUGGCGCCAUACAGUACAGCGACACCUCCAGAGUUGAGUUUACCUUCACUACUUACCUGAAUGGCACUGAGCUCGUCAACGCUGUGCAGAAUCUAAACUACAAAGGUGGAAACACACGCACUGGUGCUGGUCUCAAGUUUGUGGCCGAUAACUUCUUCAACCCGUCGUCCAGUCGGGAUGUGCCGAAGAUCACCAUCCUGAUCACAGACGGCAGGUCACAGGACAGCGUGCAGGAGCCAGCACAGAAGCUCCGCAGUCAGGGAGUGCAUGUGUUUGCAGUUGGCAUAAAGAGUGCAGACAGGAAUGAAUUAGCUCAGAUUUCCUCUCAGCCCAGCAGCGACUUCACGUCUUUUGUUGGGGACUUCAAAUUGCUGAACACACUCCUUCCACUCGUCAGUCCUCGAGUUUGUUCCAAAGCAGGAGGAGUCUAUGCCAGCGAUGAGGCCUUUUCGGGCCCGUCUAACAUCGCCUUCACAGGCCAGACGUCCGAUUCCCUCAGGUUUCGUUGGAAUGCUGCAGGCGGGCCGGUGAGUGGUUACGUGGUCCAGUAUGUACCGCUCUCCGGUCUCGGCCAGCCAAUCACAUCAGAACUGCGUCAGGAGACUCUAACUGCAAGUCAGAGGACUUUCACUGCCCGAGAGCUGAGGUCAGGAACUGACUACCUGGUGACUGUAAUUGCCCAGUAUCCCAACAGCGUUGGAGAGUCUGCCUCUGCCAAGCAACGGACAAGGUCCCUGCCGGGUGUUUCCAGCCUACGUCUGGUCCAGGCAGGCUUCUUUUCUCUCUCUGUGGGAUGGGAUCAGCCCUCCACUCCAGUUCAAGGAUACAGACUCACCUAUGGACCUCGAGGUCAGCCAACGGCCCAACUCCUGGAGCAGUCGCUGUCUGCUGACUCCACAUCUGUCACCUUGGAGUCUCUUCAGGCCGACACGGAGUACGUCAUCAGCCUCUACCCUUUGUUCCCCCGAAACUCUGGAUCCCCGUCUGUUCUCAACGCCCGCACAUUGCGCCUUGAGGCAGUGCAGCAGCUGUCAGUCGAAACGGAGUCGGCGGGCAGCGUUCGCGUCCGUUGGAGAGGCGUCAGUGGAGCAAGGGCCUACCGUCUGGUCUGGGGACCAUUUCCUGGUCGCAAUGUGGAGACUGUGGAGGUCGCAGGUGACAGCGAGUUUCACACUCUGUCCCAGCUGCUGCCCGAUGCGGAGUACAUAGUGACAAUCAUCCCGCUGUACGAGGGAAACACUGAGGGCCCCGGCGCAACGGCCAGAUUCAAAAUAGAGCGCCAGGAGCAGCAGGUCCUCAGAGCGGCCACGACGGGCCCGUCCACCAUCACCCUCACCUGGAGGCUCAUUCAGUCCUCUCAAGGGUAUCGCCUGGAGUGGAGGGAAGGAGAAGGAGGACCAGCUCGAACCCUGUCCUUUCCUAGAAGCACCACCAGCUAUGAACUCACAGGCCUUCAACCCAACACGGAGUAUAUAAUCACCUUGUACACCCUGUUCGAAGGCCGUGAAGAAGCCACGCCUGUCUCAACCAGCUCCAGAGAGGACCAGCCAGUUGGAACGGUGUCCAACCUUCGGGUGGUGGAGUCUCGGCUGGGCUGGACGGGGGUGGCCGGAGCCACACAGUACCGGAUCGUCAUCCAAAACACAGACGUGGGAACGGAGGAAAUUCGAACUAUCCCUGGAAACCAGACGACCCUGGACCUCAGAGACUUGUCUGUGGGAGUGUCAUAUGGCAUCAGUGUCACAGCAGUGGUGGGAGGAAAUGAAGGAGCUCCGGUCACUGUCUACAUUAAACCAGAUGCAGAGCAAACACGUGUGCUGGGGGCGGAGCUCUCUUCGUACACCAUCGAAGGCCUGCAGCCAGACGAGGCGCUGGCAAUCGGUGUGGCAGCUGUUGUUAAUGAACGUGUCGGAGAGGUGGUCACACUGUCUGCUCGCACGAAUCCCUACAGCGGAUCGCUGUCUGGACUCCGCGUCGUCGACGUCACGGCUCAGAGAAUACGCCUGGCGUGGUCAGCUGCCUCCAGGGCCACCGGGUAUAAGGUCACCUGGCGGCGUGAUGACGGAAUUGAGGACACUCGUAAUGUGGCUGCUGACGCCACGUCCUACGUCAUUGACGGGCUGCAACCGAACCGGGCGUACACCGUGCAGGUCUCCACACUGACUGGCUCUCGAGAAGGAAGUCCAGCUACACUGACCAUCAGAACAGAAUCCGAUGAGUCGGUUGUUGGAACCGUGACGUCGCUGACGGUCCAGGAAACCCGCGGAGAGGUGGUCCGGGUCUCCUGGGUUGGUGUGCAGGGAGCAACAGCCUAUCGUGUGUCUUGGAGGAGAACGGACGGCGGUCAGGAGAGGAGUCAGCUGGUGGGCGGAGAUGUAACGGGAGUGGAUCUGGACCAGCUGGACCCCGGAGCGCAGUACGAGGUGCAGGUCAUGGCUUUAGUUCAAAACAGAGAGGGAGCCCCAGUGUCUGUCAGAGUCACCACACCUGGUGAAUUUACCCCGGGUACUUCCACUCCUCUGAGUGUGAUCGAAGUUACCCAGAGUUCUGUGCGGCUUGGUUGGACUCUUCUACCAGGAGCCACAGGAUACAUUCUGCGCUGGAGAGACGAAAGAGAUACCGGUCGAGGCUUGUCCGUUACGCUGCCUGCUUCAUCCAACUCUUACCAGGUGACAGGGCUGCGCUUGGGUCGUCGAUACCGAUUCACCGUGCAGCCCACCUUUGCAAGCGGAGUGGGGACAGAGAGCUUUGUGGAUGAACGCCCCGUGUGUGUGGGAGGACGUCUGGACGUGGUGUUUGUUGUGCCUGCAUCCACUGAUCGGACUAACCUCGCAAGACCUCUGCGUGAGCUCCUGACGAGUGCAGCAGGAUCGUUCUACGCUGUGGGACCUCGCGAUUCACAGAUGGGGGUCGUAGUGUACGGUUAUAGACCCAAAAUAUGGUUCCUGCUCAACCGCCAUGCCAGAUCUGACACGCUGCUCCAAGAAAUCCAGGCCACGCCUUUUGAUGAAACCCCAGGGAAUAACGUCGGGGAGGCCGUCACUUUCACCAGGCAGUACCUCCUGAGCCCCACAGCCGGGCGCAGGCCGACGGUCCCCGGUGCCGUAGUCAUCGUUUCUGAUGGGAGAUCAACUGACAACCUGACUCUUGCAGCAAGCAACCUAAGAGCUACAGGUGUGACGGUGUUAGCAGUGGGUACGAACCAGGCCGAUACGGAGGAACUGCGCCGAGCGGUGACAGAUGGCAGCACCCAGAAUAUCCUGUUUAGCCGGGAUGCAGCACGGUUGGACGCGCUGCACACUGACCUCGCAGACUUACUCUGCGGUAUUGCCAGGAUACCAGAGACCUCUGGAGGCCCAGGUCCGUGUACUGUCCAGUGUCCUCGGGGUGAGAGGGGAGAACGUGGGGAGAAGGGCGAGAGAGGCAGAGACGGUGUGGAAGGACGCAAGGGAGAGCCUGGCCGGGACGGUUUGCCUGGCAGAGACGGCCCCAGAGGGCCUGAAGGAAGACCAGGCGUUCCAGGACAGAGCGUCCCUAUUGACCCGUCCGGAGGAGUGAAAGGAGAAAAAGGGGAACGAGGUUUCCCAGGUAUUGAUGGAAACCCAGGUUUGCCAGGACGACCAGGAGCCCCCGGAAAUGCAGGGGUCCCUGGUUCACAGGGAAUCCCCGGUGUCAGAGGAAACCCAGGUGAACCGGGAAGGACGGGGAUACAAGGGUCAAAAGGUGACAAAGGUGAACGGGGUGAGCCCGGCCCUGGCAUCAAUGGAGGAGGUCUUCCUGGGAGGAAAGGCGAGCCGGGCGUCUCAGGAAUCCCAGGAACUCCAGGACGACCAGGCAUCGACGGGCUCAAAGGAGCUCCUGGAAUUCCAGGGACACCAGGUCGGGACGGCCAACCGGGGAUACCAGGAUCUCCAGGACUUUCCAUCAAGGGAGAAAAAGGCAGCACAGGGGAGAGGGGACCACCAGGAGUUGGCAGCGGGGUGGCCGUGAAGGGCGACAAGGGCUCCUCUGGUCUUCCAGGACCUCCGGGGCCUCAGGGUCCUCGAGGGGCGGCAGGAGCGGAUGGUCGCAGAGGAGACAAGGGCGAGGCUGCUGAUGGACUGCCCGGCCCUCCAGGCAAGCAAGGAGAUCCCGGGGACAGGGGACCCCGGGGACCUCCUGGAGAAAUUGGCAGCAAGGGUGACCGAGGACAGCCUGGUGAGCCGGGAUCACAGGGAGACAGGGGGGAAAGAGGGCCGGCUGGUGAAACCGGGGAGAGGGGAGACCCGGGGAAGACCGGCCCCCCGGGAACCGCGGGGUUAAGAGGUUUGCCGGGACCCAGCGGACUGCCGGGGGAAAAGGGAAACGAAGGCGCGAGAGGAGAGCCCGGCAGAAGUGUUCCAGGUUUUCCAGGGAAGAAAGGAGAGCAGGGAGACAGAGGAGCGGCUGGUACCGAUGGGUCGAAGGGACAGAAGGGCGAGGCGGGACAGAAAGGAGAGCGGGGAGAUUCGGGCUCUGGAGGCUCAGGCGUGGUUGGACCUAAAGGAGAGCCAGGAGAACGAGGACUUUCUGGUGUGAGCGGAAAACCAGGUGCAAAGGGAGACCAGGGUGAUCCGGGAGAGAGGGGAGAGGACGGACGCCCAGGGGUUCCCGGAAAGCCCGGUCUUCCUGGGAAAGAGGGAGCUCGAGGAGAGAAGGGGGACGAAGGAACACCUGGCGAGUCUGGACUUCCAGGAAAGCCAGGAGAGCGAGGACUGAGGGGACUGGCCGGUCAGCCGGGACGAGCGGGCGAGAAAGGAGACAUGGGCGACCCCGGAGAGCACGGCCGCAACGGCAGCCCUGGACCUGCAGGACCAAGAGGAGAGACAGGAGAAGCGGGACCCCAAGGGCCUCCAGGACCGCCAGGAAAAGUGGCCGACAUCCAGGGGCAGCUCAGAGGAGAGAAAGGAGAGAGGGGCGAGGCAGGAGACCCCGGAGAGCACGGCGCCAAGGGCCAGAAAGGCGAGUCGGGAGCUUCCGGAGCCGCCGGCCUGCGAGGUCCGGAGGGACAGCGCGGGCCUGCAGGCACCAGGGGUGACGCGGGAGAAAGAGGAGCGCCCGGAGAAAAGGGCGAAAGAGGAGCUGCUGGAAUAGACGGCCGCUCUGGUCUGGAUGGUAAACCCGGUGCUGUUGGGCCACCUGGACAGAGGGGCGAUCCUGGGAAACAGGGAGAACCUGGGAGGGAUGGUUUGCCAGGACUACGAGGCGAACAGGGACCCACCGGUCCGGUCGGGCCUCCAGGCAAUGCAGGGGCGCCUGGUAAACUGGGUGAAGACGGUAAACCAGGAGCCCCUGGAAAAAUGGGCGAGGACGGAGUCCCCGGUGAAGAUGGGAGGAAGGGCGACAAAGGAGAAACCGGAGCGGCUGGAAGAGACGGCCGUGACGGGACCAAAGGGGACCGGGGGCUCGCUGGACCCGUGGGCCCCGCCGGCCCCCCAGGAACUCCUGGAGUGCCUGGAAGCAUCGGUCCUCCGGGACAGGUUGUUUAUGUCAAAGGAGUUGAAGCUCCGCCCAUUCCAGGUCCUCAGGGGCCGCCGGGGACAUCCGGCGUCCCUGGAAUCCCGGGGGUGGCGGGAUCCAGGGGGGAACGCGGUCCGCCUGGUCUCAAAGGUGACGCUGGAGACCCAGGAGAGGAUGGGGCGCCGGGUAAACCCGGGACGGCAGUGGAUGUAGCAAAGGCUCUUUCCAGCCUGGGUAUUCAGGUGUCGGAUCUGAAGGUGGUGGUGGACAGGAAGGACCUGGUGCAGCGUCCGGCGGCGCCGAGGACGGAGAAAGGAGACAAGGGGGACAGGGGGGAGGCCGGACCGCGAGGGCCGGCCGGUCUGGAUGGCGCCCGCGGUCUGCCGGGAGAGCGGGGAAGUAAAGGCGACCAAGGAGACCGGGGUCCCGCCGGAGCGACCGGCCCCCCGGGGAGAGCCAUCCUAGAGCGAGGGCCAGAGGGGCCCGCGGGGCCCGCUGGAGAACCUGGCAAGCCAGGAAUACCAGGAGUGCCAGGACGAGCUGGAGAGCUAGGCGAGGCUGGGAGACCAGGAGAGAAGGGCGAUCGAGGAGAGAAAGGCGACCGGGGACAAGCUGGUCCAGCUGGACUGACGGGCGCCGCCGGCCCCCCGGGUCAGAAGGGAGCGUCGGCCGACUCAGUGCUGGUCGGGGCGCCGGGGCCUAGAGGGGUUCCUGGAGUCGUAGGACCGAAAGGAGAGCCUGGUGUUCCAGGAGCAUCCGGGUCUAAAGGAGAUCAGGGCUUUGUGGGGCCGAAGGGCGAUAAGGGCGAGCGAGGAGAGUCUGGAGAGAAAGGACGCGACGGCUCACAGGGAUCACCAGGAGAACCUGGAAAGCCUGGUCCGGAUGGUAAACCGGGCUCCACAGGGCCCGCUGGUCUUCGAGGCCAACCAGGAAACCCAGGAGAGCCCGGCGUCCGGGGGCCGACUGGCCCUAUGGGUCCAAACGGAGCACCAGGUCCAGCUGGAGUGAAGGGAAAUCAAGGAGAAGCUGGUGUUGGUGUCCAGGGUCCUCCUGGAGCCCAGGGGAGCACAGGUCUGCCGGGACCACCAGGCCCCCCAGGAGCUGUUGGUCCGCAGGGCCCCCCAGGGCUGCCCGGGCAGGUGGGAGAAUCAGGGAAACCUGGGGUCCCUGGUAGAGAUGGGGUGCCUGGCAAAGAGGGGAUACCUGGAUUACCUGGAAAGCAGGGCAUCGCGGGGCCUCCAGGCCAGGCCGGUUUAAAGGGAGAGCAAGGAGACAGCGGCCCUCCGGGGAAGGCUGUUGCUGGCCCCCCUGGAUCCAAAGGAGAAAGGGGGCUUCCUGGCCAAACGCUGCCUGGCGUGGCUGGAGAGAGAGGUCUGCCCGGUGAAAAGGGAGACAGAGGAGACAAGGGUUCUGCAGGCUCCAAAGGAGAAAGGGGUGUGGCUGGAGAAGCAGGAGAGGCUGGAGAGGACGGACCACGAGGAUCUCCUGGACCAAAAGGAGACAAGGGCGAGAGGGGCAUCGGACUGGCAGGACCACCUGGCCGGGACGGGCCUCAAGGCUUAAAGGGCGAUCCGGGCCUGCCGGGCUCAGCUGGUUCUCCGGGACCUCAGGGAAAGACAGGCGGCCCUGGGCAGCCUGGUGUGAGAGGAGAAAAUGGAGCGCCAGGACCAGCUGGACCUCCGGGAGAGAGGGGUCUCCAGGGAUUUGCCGGCCGUGCAGGAAGUGUUGGUCCUCCUGGUCCUCCUGGACCUGCAGGAGAACCGGGCUCCGCCGGUACGAACGGAGUGAAAGGAGACAAGGGGGAAGUUGGUGUCGGUGUUCCUGGCUCCAGAGGAGAAAGAGGAGAUCCGGGGCCCAGAGGCGAGGAAGGUCGAGCUGGCGUGGACGGAGAACGAGGAGCAACAGGCCCCCCGGGGAUCCGCGGUGCUCGGGGAGAGAAGGGAGACGGCGGGCUGCAAGGUGACAAAGGAGAAAAGGGCGACACAGUGCUGGUGGGAGGACCUCCUGGAGAAAAGGGCACGAAGGGAGAAACGGGUGACAGAGGACCCAAGGGUGUCCAAGGAGAAAAGGGGGCUAAAGGUCAAGAGGGCCCGGCAGGCCUGCAGGGUCUCCAGGGGGAACCUGGAGAACGAGGAUCCACUGGAUUCCCAGGCGCCCGAGGGCCUGGCGGACAGAAGGGAGAAGCAGGGCAGCCUGGAGUACCUGGUGAAAUGGGGCUACCUGGAAAAGAUGGACUACCAGGGCAAACAGGGGUGAAGGGAGAAAUCGGCGUUGUAGGAAUGAGAGGAAUCAAGGGUGACCGAGGGCCUAAGGGCGCCUGUGGAUCAGAUGGACCCAAAGGAGAAAAGGGGGACGGCGGUGUUCAUGGACGUCCUGGCCUCCCAGGGAGAAAAGGUGAACAGGGAGACCUGGGACCUCCUGGAGCUCCUGGCAGCACUGGGAAAGAGGGACUCGUCGGUCCCAAGGGCGACCGUGGAUUUGAUGGGGUAGCUGGACCCAAAGGAGCUCAGGGAGAAAAAGGUGAAAGGGGUCCACCGGGGGUACCUGGCCCUCCAGGUCCCAGAGGAGCAGACGGGGCCCCUGGCUUGACUGGCCCACAAGGCCCAGGCGGUGCUAAAGGACCCGAGGGGCUCCAGGGACAAAAGGGAGAGAGGGGUCCGAUCGGUCCGGCCAUGGUGGGCCCUCGCGGGAUACCAGGGAUCCCAGGGGAACGAGGAGAUCAGGGAGAGAUGGGCCCAGAUGGAGCCAAAGGAGACAGGGGAGAGCCGGGCAUGACGGAGUAUGAGAUCAGAGAGUACGUGCGCACAGAGAUGAAUCAGCACUGUGCGUGUGGAGGUUCAGGCACAGACUCUCGGCCCCAGCCCGGGGUAAGGGCUCGGCCUGCACCAGAGCAACAACUGGUACUGAAGGGUGAAGAGGGGCGCGAGCUGCGGGUGGUGGUGAACACCAAUGACCCAGACUAUGAGCACAUCUACUCCAUCGAGGCCUACGAUGACCCCUUGGAGGAGCUGCUCUACUUCACUCCGUCCGCCAACCAGAGUGACGGAGAGGUUGUCAAAAAGGAAUCUGAAAAAACAGUCAGUGUCGGACCAAAUAAAUCAGCGAGUGCUGACGUUAAGAAUACAGCAACAGUUGCUGGUCAGAAAAAAGCCAAAGUUACACCUCUGAAAGCAGUCAAGCCCAAAUCAGUCAGGUCCAAGAGGACAGUCACAGGGGAAGCAGCUCAAGCAGACAUCUGCCUGCUGUCCAUGGAGGAGGGGAGCUGCGGACGAUACACUCUGCGCUGGUACUUCAACAGCCAAGUCCAAGCCUGCAGGCCCUUCAUCUACAGCGGCUGCGAAGGAAACGACAACCGCUUCCUCCACCUGGAGGAGUGUGAGGAGGCCUGCCUACAAGAGGCCAAAGGUUCUCAUCCGCUGAAGACAGCACGAUGAUAGUGGCCAACUCCUCCCCUCCCGCAGGAAUCUUAGCAUUUAUAUGGCCUUUAUAGAUCAAUAUUGUGUCAAAUGUCAGUGAUUUUAUUUGAUUUUGUUUAUUUAUUGCUUCUUCAAACCCAACAAAUGUUACUCCAAAAAAAAGGGGGGGAAAUAAGAAUGCCUCCUUGCAAAUACAGACUGUUUAGCAUUUGCACACUGAAGACCAUAUUUACUUGAGCAAGUAGAGUAGCUUAUAUGUUCAGUUCAUGUGGGACACUGGUAAGAAGACUAAUAUAUGCAUACGAACAUGGAUUGGACAGAUUUACCAACUCGCCAAGUUCAAGUUCCUGAAGCUUUAAUAUGUUCCUAUAACUUGAUGGUUAUUAAGAUCUGGUGCAUUUUGCAAUUUUCAGGUAUUAUUUUGGGCAUGUUUCCAGGGAGUCCGGAAUAUCCGAGCAUGAGUGCAAGAGAAGAGAGCAGCAGUGUGAUCCCAUGAUCCUCCAGGUGGGACAGGAGGCCAAUAACCUGCAAGUCCUUAUUACAGAAACCCAAAGUAACAAUGCUGCCGCCCUCGACUGUGUAGGGCGAGAUGUUGAGUGCUACUAAAACACCGAUGAUUCAUCAAGACUGAAAAGGAAUAAGUAGAAAAGUAAUGAGUUCAGUGUCAAUAUUCAGAGGGGAAAAAAUGUACUUCCUGUUUUUUCCUAGGGAUAAAUUGUUCAUAAAUUCAGAGUUUUGUAUUUAUGUUCAUACAUUUCUUUUUGUAGAUCAUGUCUUGAGUGCUACGUUUCAGGAAAAAGACUCGGUCCAAUACAACAGAGGAAUUUAACUUCUUAUGAAUUCUACAACUACGUCACAGAUGUUUGACACAUAAGUAAAUGAAUCAAAAACUUUUUGCUGUAUUAAAGAAAAGAAGCCUGAGGUACAAACACAAAGCGUGUAUGUUCAAGUCUUUAAAUAAAUUAUAAAUUUUAAAUUUUAUGUGACCGCCGUUGCGCUGCAUGCGCCUCAGGAAUUACAAUGACUUCCAUCCACAUUUAUUUUCUUUUUUUUUUCUUUUUUUCCAAAAUAUAAUUAAAAUUUUAUCAUGAGAUUUUUUUUUUUGCUUUAUAAAAUCAUGGCAUUGAUCAAAUGGCAAGUUUUCUCAUUGUCUUUGUGCAACAUUUCCCCCCCAAAAAAAUCUUCCAAAGCUUUUCUAUACUGAAAGAGCCAUGCAAGCAAAAAUAUGUAGAAUUAAGAAUAUGGAUAUAAUAUAAACAUUUCUAUUUAAUAUGAAGAAUCGAGCACAACAUAUCUGGCAAUAUUUUGUACAUACUGUUUUUUUGUUUUGUUAAUUUUUUAAUCAGGGGGAAGUUGAGUUACUUGUCAUGACUGCAUGUUUACCUGUCAGAGAAAAGGUGCUAUUUUUAAAGGUAUUUUUUAUACUGUCCGUUGAAGGUGUGAGUUUGCUGUUGUGUGGUACAAGAUCUGUAGUAUUAUCAAACAUUUUA
Salarias fasciatus (jewelled blenny) is the source of this 10773-nucleotide messenger RNA. It is a transcript of the gene col7a1, whose product is annotated as collagen, type VII, alpha 1. NCBI's taxonomy places the organism in Eukaryota, Metazoa, Chordata, Actinopteri, Blenniiformes, Blenniidae. The transcript has 118 exons. Gene Ontology annotation, cellular component: extracellular matrix. Gene Ontology annotation, molecular function: protein binding; serine-type endopeptidase inhibitor activity. The coding region runs from base 131 to 9301 and encodes 3056 amino acids. The record is from RefSeq and is a predicted model, not a curated record.